AGGGAUGUCAUGAAGACGCGUUUCUUCACGGCUUCUGCUGCGAUUCUCGUCCUUGUGUACAGGAACAAUGUUCUGGACUUUCUGCAUGAGAUAGAGGACACAUUUCUUCCUUUAGAUCCAAUCAACUACGACUUCCUCUUCGAUCUAGAGGAAACAGAAAGCGGAUUGAUCCCAAAAGGCACCAAUUCAGAGUACUCAAAUUGUUCGAGGCGACCAUUAGUCGGGAACGAAACGCUUGCUAAGGGAUGGAGCAAAGUAGUAUACGCAUUGGAUACAAGUGCAGUUGUCAAGUUUCCGAAUCUUGAAGGGAGAACAUAUCAUAAUUGCUUUCAUGCUAAUUUUGGGAAAGAGGACUGGGAAAUCCGUUGUCGUCUACAGUUGUUGCGUGGAUUUGUUAACGAGAUCAAGAUGCUUCUUCGAUUGCAAAAUGACCCAAAUGUUGUGAAAAUAAUCUCCUUUUGUAUCCCCAACCAUCCUUUGGAAAACCUCGAAAAUGUAAAUAUUGUGACUGAGAGAGGUACACCACUGGAUGUUCUGCACCUAUUGCAAUUGGAUAGUAUGCAAAGGGUACACCUCUUCCAAGAACUGCUGAGAUUCUUUGCAGACAACCCAGCGUUGAGGCUGCACGACUUCAGAAGACAGCAAAUUGUGAUGGUCGGCGGACAACCAAAGAUUGUUGACUUUGACGAGGCUUACGUUGGAGUGACAGACACUUAUUCUGAAAAGUAUUUCGUGGAGGUUAAGAACAAGCUUGCUUCUGAUCUACUUAUUCAGCCACAAGAUUCGGCUUAAGUGGUGAAUGACGUUGAGCCCAAUAUGUCAACAAUUCAAGCCUUCUAGCUGUUUGCAUUAUACGAGUAGAAAGUGUUCUCUUUGACCGAUUCGCAUUAUAAACAGAUUUAUUGAUAUGGGAUCUGAUUUCUUUC
Cylicocyclus nassatus is the source of this 926-nucleotide messenger RNA. NCBI's taxonomy places the organism in Eukaryota, Metazoa, Nematoda, Chromadorea, Rhabditida, Strongylidae. The record is from the annotation of a GenBank genome assembly.